AUGGAACAAUAUUCUUAAGAAAAUCCAUUAUUUGAAUUACUCUAUAUUCUAAGAGGUGGAAUUCCUCAAUAACAAUUCUUAUUUCAUCAUAUCUUUCGAUAUUUUGACAAGGAUUAAAAGUUAGCAAUAAAAUUAUGCAGAAAAUUGAUGAAUUAUCAAGAUUGUAAUUAAAAAAAUCCUAAUGGACAAACUCCGCUUUAAAUUGCUAUUAUUUAUAACUAAAAAGGUGCUAUUCGAUAUGCUUAACAUGACAGUAGAUUUGAUUUUAAUGAUGAUAACUUAAUGUAAUUAGCAAUCACUAAUUCUAACUUUGAAAUAGUUGAAAUAUUAUUAAUUGUAACAAUAUUCUUCUUAAUAUUAGGAUGAAGGGUUAUCAGUAAUAGAAUCAAACUCAAAGAAAAUGAAUUCUUAAUCUUCAACUAAUUUAAAAAUACUAAAAAGGUAUGAAAAAAUAGAAAUUCAGAGGGUUUUGCGGGAUGAUACUUCUGAAUAUUAAGAAACUAUAAUUAAUGAAAUACCUUAAUUUCUUUUAGCUAAGACUCCUGGAAAAAUUAUGAUAGAGAACAUAAAUGAAAGUUUAAUACCUACUACUUAAUGCAUUUAAACAUCAGAAAAUAUAAGCCAAGAGGGUAUUUCAGAAAUUAAAAUGAAAUAGGCUAAGCUUUGUUCUUAGAGUUCAUGCUAAGAAAAUUAAAUACUUAAAUAAGAGAAUGAAAUUAGAAAAUAAUAAGAAAAUAGAAUUCCUUUUUAGAAUUUAUUUAGAUGCUAAACUUAUGUUGAAUAAUUGCUUUCUACAAUAUUUCAAUUUAAAUAUGUAAUAAAAUAUGCAUAAUUAAGAGCCAUAGUUAGAUUGCGCAAUGCUAUUGUUUCUCUAGUAAAAUAAGGUGGAUUGCUACUAUAAAAAUUUAGAUGGCUUAAUUGAACUAAUGUCUAUACCACCCUUACUUAACUAAAAAUAAUAUUCUAGUUUUGAUUAGACAAAUAUGAUUGAUAAUUAUUGCAAACAGUUUUGUAGAGAAAUCACAUAAAAGCUUUACGAUUAUAAGUCGGUAAUUUCUUGUAAUAUCAAAAGUCAUUAAAAAAGAAAUAAUAUAACUUUGAUGCACUGAAGGCUCAACUCUCAUCUAAACUAAAAUAUGAUAUUUCAUAUUAAGGUCCAAGCAUGGAGUUGCUAUUUAAAUUCUAAAAUUUGUUACAAAUUUAUAGAAGUUUGUUUUAUAUUUUACAUAAACCUUAUUUGAAUGCUAAUUGUACAUUUUUCAUCUUAGAAUAAUUCGAGUUGAUAAACAAGGUUGAAAUGUUUCUUCAUUUCUAAUUGCUUACUACUAAUUAGACAAUAUAGACAAACCAUUAAUGA
Messenger RNA from Paramecium sonneborni, 1357 nucleotides. The record is from the annotation of a GenBank genome assembly. NCBI's taxonomy places the organism in Eukaryota, Ciliophora, Oligohymenophorea, Peniculida, Parameciidae.